Messenger RNA from Nelumbo nucifera (sacred lotus), 2032 nucleotides. The record is from RefSeq and is a predicted model, not a curated record. NCBI's taxonomy places the organism in Eukaryota, Viridiplantae, Streptophyta, Magnoliopsida, Proteales, Nelumbonaceae.
UCCAUUUUGGAUGGUUCCAUUUCUGUUUUUACCGAAAUACCCAGAUCAUCAACCAUCAAACUGGAAUCUAACACCAUACCUGACCAGCUGGUAUUGCCAUCAAUAUCAUCCCGGCCCCAAGACUUCAAUUCAUUUCUACUUUUACAGAAGAAGACUCCUCCAGCCCCAAACGAAGUCCAUUGGUCUCAACUCUCAACGCGGAAGGACAGCAUGGUCUUUUUCUUUUUUUGGCUUCAUGACAACAUGGUGUUUUUGUGAUAUUAAGAGAAGAAACCGUGAAUUCACAAAGAAUGUCAGUUUCGUAAAUUCACAUCAAGAUAAAGGCUAUUGCCCUUUUUUCCAAACCAAGAAGAAGAUAAGAACACGAAGGAGGCCAGUCAGUAGGAGAGAAAGGCCAAGAGAAGCAGAGAAAGACUUAUUAACAACACGGCCACGGAGUGACCAACCAUGGCGAACGCCACCACCGUCGCCUCCGCAAAGCGGUGGAAGCUAGAAGAUCAGACCGGUUACGACCCUCUAAUACCAGGACUUCCGGACCACCUUGCGCAGCUCUGUCUCUCGCUCGUUCCUCCUGCGUUGCUCUACUCCGUCUGCCGCUCAUGGCGACGUUUUAUCUACUCUUCUUCCUUCCCUCCAUUUCUCUGUCUCUACGCUCUCCUUUCUAGACCCACCCCAACCACCACCCAAUCCUCUGUUAACCAAGACCAAUCCAAUUCAAUCGAAUUCUUCUCGUUCGACCCCAUCUCAUCAACGUGGGAUCGACUCCCCCCGCCUCCAAGGGAUCCCUCCCUCCUACCGCUUCUCCUCCGCCACCCGUCCUUCAUAGCCCGAAACUUCCCCAUCCAAUCUGUUGCUGUCUCGGGCAAUCUCGUCCUGCUGGCAGCCACCACACACCACCUCCUCCCAGCCCUCCCUCGCCCUCUGGUCUUUGACCCGGGCUCCAACCGAUGGAGACUGGGCCCCACAAUCUCCACCCCUCGCCGCUGGUGCGCCACGGGCUCUGCUGAGGGCGCAGUCUAUGUAGUGAGUGGCUUAGGGUCGCAUUACAAUGGAGAGGUGGCCCGAUCUGCAGAGCGGUGGGACUUGAAGAACAGGACGAGAUACUCAUACUCGUGUUGGGAUUGGGAGAAGGUGGCUGCACUCAAGCACGGGAGGUUUAGUCGGGAGGCAGUGGAGGCUGUGGGGUGGAGAGGGAAGCUUUGUAUGGUGAACGUCAACGGGAGUGCACUCAAAGAAGGAGCAGUUUACGACGUGGACAAGGACCAGUGGGAGGAGAUGCCGGAAGGGAUGCUGGUAGGCUGGAACGGGCCGGCGGCGUCGAUGGACGAAGAUGUGCUGUAUGUGGUUGAUGAGAUGAAAGGGGUACUUGGCAGAUACAACCCUUGUGGAGAUUGCUGGGAGGAGCUCAUUGAGUCAGUCCAUCUAAAAGGGGCGGUUCAAAUUGCAGCUGGCGGGGGUAGAGUUUGCGCUAUUCGUGCACACCAAAGUGCCAUUGCCGUGGUGGAUGUAGUCGCCAGGCCGCCGCGACUGUGGGUUGUGGAUCCACCGUCAGCGUUACACGCUCUCGCUGUUCAUAUCUUGCCGAGGACGACGAUUAGUAGGCCGGAACCGGAUUCCUGAUUCAUUUAAUCAUUCAAAGUCAAGCCCCCCCUUCACCAGCGGACAGCAGAAUGUUCUCCCCGGGCGAGAAGUCACUUUUCUUUUUGAUUUUGUUUUUAAAUUCGAGUUUGUUAAUCGUAUGAUGACAUUUCCAUUGUCAUCCCAGUCAAAUCUUUUCUUGCCUUAAAUGCCCCCCCCCCAAAAAAAAAAACUUGUCUCUCGUCUCCUUGACAUUGAACUCUGAACGUAAAGACAAAGAAACACUUUUUCUAGUCUUUUGGUUGAUUCAACCUCAUCCCGUUGGAGCUGGCGUGUGGGGGUUAUGGAACGCGGAUGCGAUGGUUGCUAUGGAACUGGCGUGUGGGGGUUAUCAUUUGAAUGAUUGGUUCACAGCCCACUGAAAUAACAGUCAUUGCGUGUUUUUUUCAGCUAA